Molecule: messenger RNA, 1587 nt
Organism: Biomphalaria glabrata
Lineage: Eukaryota; Metazoa; Mollusca; Gastropoda; Planorbidae
Exons: 6
Coding region: 233-778 (181 amino acids)
Source: RefSeq, a predicted model, not a curated record
CACGUGCACGAACAAAGCACAACCAAAUGUAAACACAAUAAACUGUCAAGUACUUCGAAAUAGAUGUAGAAUCUUUAGUCUAGACAACAGGAAGACUUUCUUUUGCUUCAGAAUUAAAGGGUUUGCAGAUAAACCACCAAGUAUUGAUUAGAUGUCUACAUGUUUCAGAUAAAUCACAAAGUAUGGAUCAGGUGUCUACUUGUUUCAGAUAAGCCACAAAAGCCACAUAAGGAUGAGUCUAUACGCUACCUUAUUGAACAUGUUUUUAAUCGGCCUAGUUAUCAUAUCGCUGGCAAUGGGGUGGAUCGUACCAAUUACCAAAACUUAUCCUCCUGAUUUUUAUGUCAGCAUAAAUCCUUGGAAAGAUAAUAAUACUAUCUACAUGUCAGUGAGCUUUGACUGUUCUUCAUUAAAUAUACCAUUAUCGAAAGAAAACAAGUGGCGAUGUGCCCACGAUUCCAACAUGUCAGAAUGGCGAACAUUAUGCUUUGUAUUUAUGCUGAUAUUAAGUGGGAUUGUCCUAAUCGUCAUUUUGCUAAAUUUGCUGGCGCUGUGCCUUGAUACGUUUAGACGCUUCGAACUUUUCGUUAUAGGCUACGCUGUGCCAGGGGUAUUAGGCACGACUGUUCUGAUCCUCUUUCCAACUAAAGUCUCUCCACUCAGUGAGUUUACACACAUUGUCUCCGGCUACUACUUUCUAUUGACUUCUUUCCUAUCAAUGUUUGCAUUAUCUGGACUAAGCUUUACUAUAGAUCCGUACGACUACCCGGGCUUUUAAAGUUCUGCAUGCCUGCAGAGACCUUUAUCUACACAUUGAGCGCAUGUAUGUUGUAUUUUGCAGUUUCUAUCUCAAAUGUUUAUCAUAUGCUUUUAAAGAAUCAGUGUGUACCAAAGUAAUGGUUUCGUUUGACCUUACGAGUUCAAGGACAAUAAUCUUUAAGGAGUUAUUGCAAUUGCUAGGAAUGAACAAAUCACAAAACUUGAUUGACAAAAUGGAUUGAAUGUUUACUAUUUAAACUUAAAACAAAUUAACUCUUUCUCUCCGUAAUUAUUUCUUCGUUCAGGCUGAAUUAUUCAUUUUACGCAUUAGUGUUUCGCUUCCCUGUUAUGAUUAAACUUCAAUAACUUUUUAUUGUAUAUAAUUAUGGAAUGUUAUAUUAGAUAUAUAAUUAUAUAAGAAUGCAUGUACUUUAUAUCAAACACUAAUUAAAGUUUAUAAAAUAAAAAAUUAAUUAAUUAAUUAAAAAUUAAUUUACUUCAAUGGGUCAAAUCAACGUUGGUGUUUUCAGUUAGGAGAGAAAGAGUUAACUUGUACGCUAAUUGUACUUUCAGGCUAUUAGCGUCAAUGUGUACUCAUGAUACUUCAAUGGUUAGUUCUAUAAGUGGUUAGUUUUUUUUGGAAGUCUAACAAGCGUUCCACAGGGCUUUACAAUACUUAAUGAUAUUGUUUACUUCUCAUACUGCACUUAACCAAAUGUUUACUUCUUAUAUUGUAUUGCUAUAACAAACAUGAACAUAUUUUCUGUGAUGAUAAAAUAUAACAAUGUAAUUUUGUCAUAGUGAAAAUAAAAUGCAUAACAGUAGAAA